AUGGAUUUAUCUACAGAUCGAAUUGAAGAGGUACAAAACGUCCUUAAUGCUAUGCAGAAAAUCUUAGAGUGUCCAAUCUGCCUAGAAUUAAUCAAAGAGCCUGUUUCCACAAAAUGUGACCACAUAUUUUGCAAAUUUUGUAUGCUGAAACUUCUCAACCAGAAAAAAGGGCCUUCGCAAUGUCCUUUGUGUAAGAAUGAUAUAACCAAAAGAAGUCUACAAGAAAGUACAAGAUUUAGUCAACUUGUUGAAGAGCUAUUGAAAAUUAUUCAUGCUUUUGAACUUGACACAGGAUUGCAAUUUGCAAACAGUUAUAACUUUUCCAAAAAAGAAAGUAAUUCUCCUGAACAGCUGAAGGAUGAAGUUUCUAUCAUCCAAAGUAUGGGCUAUAGAAAUCGUGCCAAAAGACUUCGACAGAAUGAACCUGAAAAUCCUACCUUGCAGGAAUCUGGUGGUCUUAGUGUCCAGCUCUCUGACCUUGGAAUUGUGAGAUCUCUGAGGACAAAGCAGCAGAUACAGCCUCAGAAAAAGUCUGUCUACAUUGAAUUGGGAUCUGAUUCUUCUGAAGAUACAGUUAAUAAGGCAAGUUGCUGCAGUAUGGGAGACCAGGAAUUGUCACAAAUCACCCCUCAAGGAGCCAGGGCAGAAGCCAGUUUGAAUUCUACAAAAAAGGGUGUUUGUGAGUUUUCUGAAAAGAAUUUAACAAAUACUGAACAUCAUCAAUCCAGUAAUAAAGACUUCACCACCACUGAGAAACAUGCAACUGAGAAGCAUCCAGAAAAGUAUCAGGGUGAAGCAGCAUCUGAAUAUGCGAGUGAAACAAGUCUCUCUGAAGAUGGUUCAGGACUGUCCUCUCAGAGCGAUAUUUUAACCACUCAGCAGAGGGAUACCAUGCAGGAUAACCUGAUAAAACUCCAGCAGGAAAUGGCUGAACUGGAAGCUGUGUUGGAGCAGCAUGGGAGUCAGCCUUCCAACAGCUCCCCGUCCCUCGUAGCUGACUCUUGUGCCCCUGAGGACCUGCUAAAUCUGGAACAAAACACAGCAGAGAAAGUAUUAAGCUCAGAGAAAAAUAGUGAGUAUCCUACAAGUCAGAAUCCAGAAAGCUUUUCUGCCCACAAGUUUCAAGUAUCCUCGGACAAAGGACCAGAAAUGGAAAGGUCUUCCGCUUCUCAGUCCCAAUUGUUAGAUAAUAGGUGGUAUGCACACAGCCCCUCAAGAAGUCUUCAGAGCAGACAUUGCCCAUCUCAAAAGGAACUAACUAACAUUAUUGAUGUGGAGGAACAACCACUGACGAAGUCUGAGGCCCAAGAUUUAAUGGAGCAGUCUAAUUUGCCAAGACAAGAGCUAGAGGGAACCCCUUACCUAGAAUCUGGAAUGAGCCUUUUCUCCAAUGACCCUGCAUCUGAGCCCUCUGAAGACAGAACCCAAACUCCAGCUCAUAUUUGCAGCCUGCCAGCUUCAGCCUUUACCUUAAAGCUGCCCCCAUUUCGAGGUGCAGAAUCUGCCAAGAGUCAAACUGCUGCUCGUAUUCCUAACACUGCUGGGUAUAAUACAAGGGAAGAAAGUGUUAGCCGGGAGAAGCCAAGAUUACUGUCUUCAACAAACAGAGUCAAUAACAGAAUAUCGAUGGUGGCGUCGGGCUUGACCCCAAAAGAAUUUAUGCUUGUGCACAAGUUUGCCAGAAAAUACCACAUCACUUUAACUAAUACAGUUACUGAAGAGACUACUCAUGUCAUUAUGAAAACAGAUGCUGAGUUUGUGUGUGAACGGACACUGAAAUAUUUUCUGGGAAUUGCAGGAGGAAAAUGGGUAGUUAGCUAUUUCUGGGUGGUCCAGUCUAUUAAAGAAAGAAAGAUCCUGAAUGAGCAUGAUUUUGAAGUCAGAGGAGAUGUUGUCAAUGGAAGAAACCACCAAGGUCCAAAGCGAGCCAGAGAAUCCCAAGAUGGAAAGAUCUUUAGGGGCCUAGAAAUCUGUUGCUAUGGACCCUUUACCAACAUGCCCACAGAUCAACUGGAAUGGAUGGUGUGUCUCUGUGGGGCUUCUGUGGUGAAGGAGCCUUCAUCAUUCACCCUUGGUGAGGGUACUCAUCCAGUUGUGGUUGUGCAGCCAGAUGCCUGGACAGAGGACACUGGCUUCCAUGCAAUUGGUCAGAUGUGUGAAGCACCUGUGGUGACCCGAGAGUGGGUAUUAGACAGCGUAGCACUCUACCAGUGCCAGGAGCUGGACACCUACCUCAUCCCCCAGAUGCCCCCGAGCUGCUGAUUCCAGCCAGCCACACACAUAGGGCCGGUCUCCACAGGAUUCCAAGAAAUGAAUUUAAGUAAUGGUCUUUUUCCAGGCCCUGGGCCUUCCUCUUCAAUCUUUUCACAGUCCCAGUUACUAAAUAUUUUAUACACAUUAGCCUGAAAGGAACUUCUGGCUAUGCAAGUGUCCCUUAAAGAUUUUCUGCUUCAAGUCACCCUUUGAAAAUCUGUCAUGAGUACAAAAUUGUGGUAAUUUUUCAGCUGAAAAGAAUUUAAAACUAUUUAAACCCCACCAAUUGAGCAAGGUGCUGAUUCAUUAUUUAUCAGUGCUAUCUCUUGUACCAGGGCUACUGGCUUAGAGCGAGAGGCUGGCUUAGAGCGUAGCUGGCCUCAGGAGAAUAGCUAAUUUCCCUGAAUUUGUUUCUCUAAAAACCCUGUGUUCAUAAAGGCCAAGAGUCUUAACUCUUUGAUGGAAGGCAAGUACUUUGGGCAUCUGUUAUGUGACUUAGAACAGCCCUUGGGCAGCUCACAGAUGUUGAAGUGAAGCACUGGGGAGGGAAUUCAGAGGCGGGAAUGCACAUAAAUGUGGAACUUAAGGGUAAACCAGAGGAGAGAGGAGUCACGCUGAUACUGAUCUCCAGCAACCAGGGCUAUAUUGCUAAAGAAUUUCUUAGGACUGAUGUAUUAUAAACAGCGGACUUUUUAAGAACUGGUGUCCAAGAGAAUCUUCUAAUUCCCCAGUAGUAAUAAAUAACAUGUUUAUUGUUGUAGCUCUGAUAUAUGUAACCCAUUCCUCUUGAAAUAUAAGUUAUCUGAUAUGAAUAUUUCAUGUCUGUAAAGUGACAGCUCCCACCAGGAAAGGAGCUGUUGCUUUCCUCGAGGUAAUUUUUUUCCCUUUACUCCCUAUUGCUGAACUGUACAGCUUCAUAAAUAAUUUUGUUUGCUGAAGGAAGAAAAAGUGUUUUUCAUAAACUCAUUAUCCAGAACUGUUUGUAACUGUUGGAAGGACUAGGUGGUCUCUCUUAGCUCUCCAGUUUGUGAGGACAUCACAGACCUGAUUGUGUUAAAUCUGUUUUCUAAAUGUUAAUACUGUUCACCUGCAAAUA
This is a messenger RNA of Condylura cristata (star-nosed mole), 3349 nucleotides long. RefSeq names its product breast cancer 1, early onset (gene BRCA1). Gene Ontology annotation, biological process: dosage compensation by inactivation of X chromosome; double-strand break repair via homologous recombination; negative regulation of fatty acid biosynthetic process. NCBI's taxonomy places the organism in Eukaryota, Metazoa, Chordata, Mammalia, Eulipotyphla, Talpidae. The record is from RefSeq and is a predicted model, not a curated record. Gene Ontology annotation, cellular component: BRCA1-BARD1 complex; plasma membrane; BRCA1-A complex. The transcript has 22 exons. Bases 1 to 2262 code for a protein of 753 amino acids. Gene Ontology annotation, molecular function: ubiquitin-protein transferase activity; metal ion binding.